AUGAAUGAAAAUCGCCCUAAGAGAUCAGAUACGUUGGGAAGCAGUUUGCAGGAGGCAGAUGGAGAAGGACCAGAAGAUGCGGCUUCUUUGGAGAAAGGGAAACGUCGGAGAUUAAGGAGACCACCGACGCAAGGUUCCCGGAGGACCAAGAGCACAGCUUCUUCUCAAGAUGAAUUAACGAAAGAGACAACGACCGUUGAAUCAGAUCCCAGAGACAUCCUCGAAAAUCGAGUGAAGGAACUAGAGAUGCAGCUUGAGCAAGUAGAAGAUCAUUAUGUAAAUCUAACAGAGGAGGUCAAAAUUGCACGAUCUCAAUCUGAAGUGGAGCAAGAAGACUACGAAGACAUUGUCUCAGUUGCUAAGAGAAACGUCCAGAAAACGGUUUCCAAAAUUCUGGAGAAACAGGAUAGGAAAAGGGAACUACAGAGCAAAAUGGGUGAUACACAGGAAGAAGUAUUUUCAGAGGAAAGACAAAGAAAGAGAAAUCAAGCCAAGGAAGAAGAAGCCUUGAUAAGGAACAUUGUCAUAUUGCAAACUAAAAUUCUAAUAUUAGAAGGAAAGAAAAGUGAACGAGAUCGAAUAUUAAGUAAAAUCAGCGAAGCCGAGAAAGAACUUUCAGAGAUGGAUGAGCGCCAUGAUAAAUCUCUUCAAGAGACUAAAUCUGAAAUGAUUGAAAAGUUUGAAAAAAUUUGCUACGAAUUGCGAGAUCCCAUCAAAGCAUUGUCAAACCAAAUAAGCCAACUUUCACAAUCUCAACAAGUUGCCGCUCUCAAACAACGCACACUCUACAUACUGGAAACACGAUACAAGCAAGCAUCUUCUUUACUUCUUAAAAUUUACGACGACAACAAAGAACUUCGAGAAAAGGCGCAAUCUCUUAAACGAGAGCUAAAUGUGAGCAACUCUUUGGCUCAAGCAAUGUCGGUAGAAGUUAAAAAGACCAAACAGGAAUUAACUAACGAAACUGCUUAUCAGAAGAAAGAUAGCAAGGACAAGGACGUAAAUUCUACAACACAGAAUAACUUUAUUGAACUACAAAAUCUGAAAAAACAGAUAAAAGACUUAGAGACAAGAUGCUUCGGAAUGUUGGACUACAAACAGGAGCUUAAUGAAAUAUUAUCUGAUCAAAGGCAAUAUAUUACAUUACUGGAGGAAAAGGAAGAAAAACAAAGAAUAGCUCAUGAAAAAAUGUCAUCGAUGUCAAAAGUUGCCGAAAAUUUUCUUUUAAAACAAGAUGAUCAGGAAAUACCCGAUGAUAUUUUGGAUCACUCUGAUUUCUUGGAAAGUAUGUCGAAUCUUCUGAUGGAAGCCGUUGAAUCUAAAAAUAUACCCGAAUCAUGCAUCAGUAGCAGCAGCAGUGCAUUCUAUGAAAAAGGUUUUAUUGGCCUAAUACCUAAAAGAAAUUGAGCUGUUUCAAAAAUUCUCUGAAAAUGGGCUCAACAUACUAGAACUACUGCUUCAAUUUGCUUAUUUUUCGAGCUGAAGUUAAUCGUAGAUGUAUUUUGAUAGUGUAAUGAAUUUAAUAAACUUUUUAUUCCCGAUUAUAA
This is a messenger RNA of Parasteatoda tepidariorum (common house spider), 1547 nucleotides long. RefSeq lists its product as uncharacterized. The record is from RefSeq and is a predicted model, not a curated record. NCBI's taxonomy places the organism in Eukaryota, Metazoa, Arthropoda, Arachnida, Araneae, Theridiidae.